Messenger RNA from Prunus armeniaca (apricot), 1128 nucleotides. NCBI's taxonomy places the organism in Eukaryota, Viridiplantae, Streptophyta, Magnoliopsida, Rosales, Rosaceae. The record is from the annotation of a GenBank genome assembly.
AUGGCACCCAUGAGCCUUCCUCCUGGAUUCAGAUUUCACCCAACAGAUGAAGAACUUGUUGCUUACUAUCUAGAUAGAAAAAUCAAUGGCCGCACCAUUGAGCUAGAAAUAAUCCCAGAAGUCGACCUCUACAAAUGUGAACCCUGGGAUUUGCCAGAUAAGUCAUUUUUGCCGAGCAAAGACAUGGAGUGGUACUUCUACAGCCCAAGGGAUAGGAAGUACCCAAACGGGUCAAGAACGAAUCGGGCAACUCGAGCUGGGUACUGGAAAGCCACCGGAAAAGACCGGGCGGUGAACAGUCAACGGCGUCCUGUUGGGAUGAAGAAGACAUUGGUGUAUUAUAGAGGCAGAGCCCCUCAUGGGAUUAGAACCAACUGGGUUAUGCAUGAGUACCGGCUGGUUGACUCUGUGUGUGGCAAUGCAUCAUCAUCUCUAAAGGACUCUUACGCAUUGUGCCGCGUUUUCAAGAAAACAAUACAAAUGCCCAAGAACAACAAAGAAGAGAAGCCAAUUGGGAUUGAUAAUGCAGAGAAUGAUUCAGUUUGGGUCUCCAAUAAUGAACAGUUAUUAGGGGAAGACAAUAGUGGGAUUAAUGAGACAGCUUCAAGAGGGAUUGAGACUGAUCAAGAUGAGAAUUAUUCCAAUCAUGAUUAUCCCAAAUUUCUCUCUGACACUUCUUCUUCAGAUCUCACUCAAGGGACACCAACUGAAAAUGGCAUAGCAGAUGAUUUUCAAGCUCCAUUUGCCUCUGAUGAAGCAAACAGUUCUGCUGAUCUCUACUCUUUUGGUGUUCACUGCUCCUCAAAUCUAAGUGAUCAGUAUCAUGCACAUGAAUAUCUUGUUCUUGUACUGUUUCAUGCACCAAAAUAUAGAACGAGUCAUGAAACAUAUAUACCACACAAUGAAAGCUUAUUGAAUAACUAUCAAUUUCCUUACCCACCCUUAGAACUUGAAGACUUCCCGCAGAUCAAUUUAGCUGCAGAGGCAAAUGCAUCGAAGCCUGAAAUCAUCGACGACUACUUGUCGUACGACAAAUUCAAGGAUUGCAUGAAUGGAACACUUGAAGAAAUCUUCUCUUUAUGUUCCUCUCAAGACAACUCUGCCGCCCUCCCCAUGCAAGAAUUAUAA